GACCCUCAGCUCCUUGCUCAGUUUUACUAUGCUGAUGAGGAACUAAAUCAAGUUGCAGCUGAACUGGACAGUUUGGAUGGAAGAAAAGACCCACAGAGAUGUACACUGCUAGUCAACCAGUUUCGCUCUUGUCAGGAUAAUGUUUUGAACAUCAUAAAUCAAAUAAUGGAUGAGUGCAUUCCACAUGAACGGGCCAACCGAGACUUUUGUGUUAAGUUUCCAGAGGAAAUACGCCAUGACAACCUUGCAGGACAGCUUUGGUUUGGAGCAGAAUGUUUGGCUGCUGGUUCAAUUAUUAUGAAUCGUGAAAUUGAGAGUAUGGCCAUGAGGCCAUUGGCCAAGGAUCUGACCCGAAGCCUAGAAGAAGUUAGAAAUAUCAUUCGUGACCAGGCCUUAAGGGAUUUGAACCUCUACACAGAAAAAAUGAAAGAUUCACUCAAGCAUUUUGAUGUCCUUUUUGCUGAAUUUGAAUUAAGUUAUGUGUCAGCCAUGGUACCUGUGAAGUCUCCGAAAGAGUAUUACGUGCAGCAAGAGGUCAUUGUACUUUUCUGUGAAACUGUGGAGAGAGCCUUAAGGCUUGGUUACCUCACUCAAGAUAUGAUAGAUGACUAUGAACCGGCUUUAAUGUUUACAAUUCCAAGAUUAGCCAUUGUAUGUGGCCUUGUCGUCUACUCUGAGGGACCAUUAAACUUGGACCAUAAACCGGAAGAUAUGUCUGAACUCUUCAGACCUUUUCACACUCUGCUAAGAAAAAUAAGGGAUCUACUUCAGACAUUAACUGAGGAUGAACUGCACACGUUGGAGCGUAACCUCUGCAUCUCUCAAGAUUUGGAUUUUCCUGUCAGAUCAGAUCCUGAAGUACCGUCUGUCAUUGCACCAGUUGUAACUGCAACUUUGCCUGCUCAGGAGCUUUCAGCAAAAGCUGAAAACACAGAGGCUGAGCUGGCUUGUUCUAUGCAGUAUGAUGAACAGGAGCUGGAACAGCUGAACAGGAUGGUACACAGAGUUGGAGAUGAAAUGUCUUCUCUGCUUUCCCCUCCAAGCAUCUGUCAGUCUCCAGCUCACAGACCUAGCCUGAGAAAUAGUUCUAGCACAGAAGCUUCACCAGUAAGACACCAUCUUGACAAUUUAAGUGAUGAAGAGGACAGAGUGUUUUUUAUGGAUGACCUAGAUGGAGCAGGAGAAGCUCUUGCUGGGUUGGAUUCAGUAAGUGAUACAUUUGCUUGGGUGAAUAACCCUUGCCAUGAUUCAAAACAGAACCUGCAAUACAGGGACGCUUUGCUGUAUGAGAAUGGCCAUGAGACAGAGGAAACUUUGCUUUUAAAAGAUGCUGCAAGUGACUUAAGCAAUAAUAACAAUAUUGAAGAUAGCCGAGAAAUGUCUGGCAUUUCAGUUCAGAAUUCAUGCAGCUGUCUAGAAGGUCCAGACUCACAGUUAUACCUCAAUGGCUGGGAUGCAUAUGCUGAUGAUGCAGAAAUGGCAGAAGUGAUAGCUCACAGGACAGGGGGAAUGAAAAUAUCUGCUACUGUAAUAUUCAAUCCGAAGUCUCCCUCUAGCUCAGAAUCCCCAGUAACAACUCCAGAAGCAGCGAUUAGUUGUGUCCCUGGAUCUGCUAAUCCAUUAACAAAUGAGGAGGAGGAUGAAUCCCAUAAACUCAGUAUAGCUGCCACAAACUGUCUAAUUAAUUCCUGUGUGUGUUGUGGCAGCUGUGAAGACAGCAGGGAGGAUAGUGUUGGAGGUCUAAAGACUAAACAUUCUGCAGGAGGUGUUGUAAAUGCUUCAUACACGUUAGUAAAAUCUAAGGAAAUGGACCAUGUAGAUAACUUGGACAAUUCAGUCCCUACACAGGAAGCAUUAAAACCCGAAACUUCUGCUUUGUUAGCAGAAAGAGACUUUGGCAGAGAAGAGCAAAAACUGCCAGUCUCCUCUAAGUGCCUGGCACAUUCCUCAGGUUCUCAGGUAGGAGCAGAAAAUUACUCACAAGGAGAAGCAGAAAGCAUCUCAAAUGAGCAGAAGAAGUGGGAAAAGAGAAAACAACAAUGUGAGAAAAAACUGGACAACAGCGAAGAUGCCAGUACUGAAAGAACAGCAAAGGAAGAUGUAAAGUCAAGAUCUAGUUCAAGCAGUUUAAUGACGAGUUCUUGUUCAUCUGAUGACAUUGAUCAGGAAGAAAUCCAGCUCGCUUUGCAGGCUGCUAAAAUUGCCACCCGAGAAAAGAUCAGAUCCAGAUUUCAUGGCAGUAAUGAUCUUAUUCACCGCCUUUUUGUCUGUAUCUCAGGUGUUGCUGACCAACUGCAGACAAACUAUGCCAGUGAUCUGAGAAGUAUCUUAAAGACCUUGUUUGAAGUUAUGGCAACCAAACCUGAAACAGAAGACAAGGAAAAGCACAAGAAAGUUAAUCAGGGUUUAAGGAAUGCAGCAUUGGAAGACUGUGCUUUAUGUCAAGAAAGUAUAUCAUCCUCAGAACUUGCAGCCAAAGCCAGAGAUGGGGACUUCGAAGAUCCUCCUGACUGGGUUCCAGAUGAAGUCUGCAGCUACUGCACUGCGUGCAAGGCGCCUUUCACAGUCAUUCGCAGGAAGCACCACUGCCGGAGCUGUGGCAAGAUCUUCUGUUCCCGCUGCUCCUCUCACUCUGCUCCAUUACCUCGUUAUGGUCAGAUGAAGCCUGUCCGUGUUUGCACUCACUGUUACAUGUUCCAUGUCACUCCUUUCUAUAGUGACAAAGCUGGUAUCUGACUUAUUAAACUACUGAUGUGUCUUCUGGAGUCUUACACAGACUGAUAUAUUUGACCCAAGCCAAGAAUUAACUUGAAAGAGGCACCCUGUGAGGGCACGUAGGCUUUGACAUCCAUUAUUAUAAAUUUUGUACAGUUUCUAUUGCAUUUUACUAAGCUGCUAAAGGGAAGGAUGAAGUGUCUGUGGUCCUAAGGCUACAGUCCAGUCUUCCAUAAAUUUAUAACAUGAACGUUACGAUGCCAUAUGCAGAACAAAUGCACUGUGUGGAAGGAAAUAGGGCUCAGAGAAUUGAACAAGCAUUGCUGCUUAACUCGCACGCUAGGAGCAGGUUAACUAGUCCAUCCCAGUAAAUCAGUCCCAAAGCUCAGACACUUCUGUGCACACUAGAACACCAGCAUGGCUGUGGAUGUCAGCGCUUUCCCUCCUGCUGUGGUUCCACUUUCCCAUUACUACAUUUUUACUGCCUUGGAUUAAUUAAAGCAAAA
Chaetura pelagica (chimney swift) is the source of this 3221-nucleotide messenger RNA. RefSeq names its product zinc finger, FYVE domain containing 28 (gene ZFYVE28). The record is from RefSeq and is a predicted model, not a curated record. The coding region runs from base 166 to 2736 and encodes 856 amino acids. Gene Ontology annotation, biological process: negative regulation of epidermal growth factor-activated receptor activity. NCBI's taxonomy places the organism in Eukaryota, Metazoa, Chordata, Aves, Apodiformes, Apodidae. The transcript has 12 exons. Gene Ontology annotation, cellular component: early endosome membrane. Gene Ontology annotation, molecular function: metal ion binding.